AUGUUAAAUGGAUCAAUGAAAAUAUGUGUUAUUGGAGAUAUGAGUGUUGGUAAAACAUGUAUUUCUAAUAGAUUAAUUAAAGACCAAUUUAUUGAUGAAGAAAAAGCAACUAUUGCGGCAUCAUUUGUAACAACAAAAUUAGAGUCAGAAGGAAAAGAAGUGGAUGUAUCUAUUUGGGAUACUGCAGGACAAGAGAAAUAUAGAUCAAUGGUAUCAAUGUAUUAUCGAGGAAGUAGUGGAGCAGUUAUUGUAUAUGACAUUACUUCAAAAACAUCAUUUGAACAUAUACGUGGUUGGUAUAAAGAUUUAAAAGAUGCUGUUCCUGAUGUAGCUGUUGCUGUUGUAGGGAAUAAGAGUGAUAUUAAUGAUCAAAGAGUUAUUAAUGAAGAUGAAAUAAAAAGAUUAAAUGAAGAAUUAAAAAUUGAAGUAUAUGCUGAGGUAUCUGCUAAAACAGGUGAAAAUGUUAAAAAAGUAUUUCUGGAUUUACUUAAAUUUAUGAAACCAAAAGAACGAAGUGAAGUUACUUGUAUUGAACAUCACCAAAUUCAAGAAAAAGAUGAAGAGUCAACUAGUUGUUGUUAA
This is a messenger RNA of Entamoeba nuttalli P19, 582 nucleotides long. Its product is annotated as Rab family GTPase. The coding region runs from base 1 to 582 and encodes 193 amino acids. The record is from RefSeq and is a predicted model, not a curated record. The transcript is spliced from 4 exons. Lineage: Eukaryota; Evosea; Mastigamoebida; Endamoebidae. Gene Ontology annotation, molecular function: GTPase activity; GTP binding.